CUGACAUUUCAUCCUCGCCAUUUUGCAAUGUGGGAGAAAGAGAGAGAAUCCACUUUUUUAUUGCUAACAAUUAAAACGAAGCCGGUUUUAUGUGUUGAGGACAAAGAGCGUCGAGCCUUUCCGUGUCUGUCAUGGAGGAGGCCAGCAAUGUAGCCUCCACCCCGUCAGCGCGGGACGCCUCGCAGGCCUUUCAGCAGAAACACGCCGCAGACUCGCUCAUACAGGUGAUCGAGAAGCUCAGCAAAAUCGUGGAGAAGCGGCCGCAGCGCCGCUGCACUUUGGCGGCCCAGAAAAGAGCCCCCUCUAAAGGUGCGGAGGAUGGGCCCAGAGGGAGCCGAGGAGGCUCCCCCUUUAGGAAAACGAGGAGAAACUGUGAGGAGGAGGCGGUGCGAUUAGAUGGCGGCGCAGCCGUCUCCCCGCCCGGGGACAGCAACAAGCGCAGCACCGCCUCCGCGGCGACGGAUUCAGCCGGCGAGGCCGACGCCAGCCACAAGCGGAUGGUGACGUGCUAUCAGUGCAGCCUGUGUCCGUUCCUCUCCCAGACGCUGCCCCUGCUCAAAGAGCACCUAAAGCAUCACAACGAGCAGCACAGCGACCUCGUCCUCAUGUGCUCCGAGUGUCGCUUCACAUCCAGGGACCAGGACCAGCUGGAGGCCCACGUCAGGCUGCACAUUGACACCGUUAAGGAGGAGUGCGACUGGGGCGGCGGCGGCGGCGUUGAUGGCGGCGUGGCCGUCGAGGCGAUGAAAAGCUCUCCGGACGGUCCCAGGGAGCUGCCGCAGAAGAAGAAGUGGUACAGCUACGAGGAGUACGGCCUGUACCGCUGCCUGAUCUGCAGCUACGUGUGCAGCCAGCAGCGGAUGCUCAAGACCCACGCCUGGAAGCACGCCGGCCUGGUCGACUGCUGCUACCCCAUCUUCGAGGAUGAAGACGGGGCUCCGAGGAGGGAGGCUCACGCCGUAGCCAACGCGCGGGCAACCAGGGAGGAAGUGGUCGAGAAGCAGCUGCCCCCCGGCUUCAAGCUCCAGCUCUGCGUGCCGAUGGACGCCGAGAGCCGACGCGACGCGCUGAACCCCCCCGCCUCUGGUCUCAGCCCGAAGACGGAGGAGGAGCGCGCGUACCCCAUCAAAGACAUGACCUCCGAGGAGACGGUGGUAGAGGUGCAGGUGACUACGGAGGCGGAGUCCGAAGCGGAGAGCGACGGCACCCCUGUGACGGACAGCUUACUGUCGUCGGCUCAGAAGAUCAUCAACAGCGGUCCCAACAACGCCGGCCACAUCAACGUGAUCGUGGAGCGGCUCCCCUCGGCCGAGGAUUCGCUCAUGGCGACGAACUCGCUUCUUCUCAGCCCGGACCUGGACAGGGACAAGAACAAGGGCUUAACGUGUGCAAAGGAGGAAGAGCAGAGGGCUGCCGAGGGGGAGGCGCCCCCCCCCGACGGCCAUCCUUUAGGAGCUGACGUUAAACCCGCUGUGGGUAGCAAUUCUCCGCGGGACGAGAACAUUCCCCCUGCCGGUCGCACGCGGACACACUCCGAGUCCCUGCGCCUACACUCUCUGGCGGCCGAGGUCCUGGUCGCUAUGCCCAUGAGGACCCCCGAGCUGCUCACCUCCAGCUCCAAGGUAAGCCUGAAGAGCGCCACAGCCCAGGCACAGAGCCCCAACUCGGGCUUCAAACCCACGGAGGCCGGGCAGAGGACUUCAGACGCAGAGACAACCGCGGCUCUUCGGGACCUGGAGCUUCACGGCGGGGGCAGAGAGGAAGAGUUGGCGUCCCUGUGCCUAGGGGAGGGGGAUGAGGAGGGGCCCGCCGCCAAAGCCGGCAUCAGCCUGUCGCUGCUCACCGUCAUCGAGAGGCUUCGCGAGCGCUCGGACCAGAACGCCUCCGACGAGGACAUCUUAAAGGAGCUUCAGGACAACGCGCAGUUUCACAAGGGUGGCGUCACGGGGGGCGGAGCCGGGGGCCACGUGUGUGGCCUCUCGGGAAUGGACGGGCUGGCUGCAUCCGCCGACGGCGGCCUGGUGGACUACAUCGCAGGCAGCGAGCGGCCGUACCGCUGCCGCCUGUGCCUCUACAGCAGCAGCAACAAGGGCUACAUCAAGCAGCACCUGCGGGUGCACAGGGAGCGCAAGCCGUACCAGUGUCCCAUCUGUGAGCACAUCGCCUCGGACAGUCAGGACCUGGAGAGCCACAUGAUGCACCACCGUAAGACCCGGAUGUACCAGUGCAAGCAGUGCUCGGACGCCUUCCACUACAAGAGUCAGUUAAGGAAUCAUGAAAGGGAGCAGCACAGCUUCAGCGUGGACAUGGCGGCCCUCACACCGGUCUCUGAGACUGCGGGCGUGGUGGAGGAAGCGGAGCAGGUGACGGAUGAAGAGGGCGGUUUACAGAAGAUGUAUAAGUGCGACGUGUGCAACUACACCAGCUCUACGUAUGUCGGGGUGAGGAACCACCGCCGGAUUCAUAACUCCGACAAGCCUUAUCGGUGCUGUAGCUGUGAUUAUGCCACCACCAACAUGAACAGUUUAAAGGGCCACAUGAGGAGGCACCCUCAGGAGCACCAGGCCGUGCAGCUGCUGGAGCAGUACAGAUGCUCUCUGUGUGGCUAUGUCUGCAGCCAUCCCCCGUCCCUCAAAUCCCACAUGUGGAAGCAUGCCGGAGACCAGAAUUACAACUACGAGCAAGUUAACAAAGCCAUUAACGAGGCCAUCUCCCAGAGCAGCCGAGCUCCCCAGAAGUUGUCGGCGGUGCUGGAGCCGGUGGCAGAGCGCCCCCCGGUGUCUCUGCCCUCUAAGGACAACGCCCGGGGCCCUGUGGAGCCCCCCGCCACCAACACGGCGGCUCCCAGCGUGGCCUCGGACGGCUCGGCCGAAAGCUCACAGACCCCCCAGGGGAAGGAGCACGUGCGGCACCAGAGCCGGCCGCGCACCAGUCAGACCCCGGCUCAGGGCCCGGCUCAGGGCCCCGCUCAGGGCCCCGCCAUGGAAUACUGCGUCCUGCUGUUCUGCUGCUGCAUCUGCGGCUUCGAGUCCACCAGCAAAGAGCGGCUGAUGGAGCACAUGAAGGAACACGAGGGGGACAUAAUCAGCAUCAUCCUCAACAGGGAGCAGCAGCAAGCAGAGGCACAAACAGCCGAGUGAGACAACCACCCCCCCCCCGACCCUUUUUAUAUUAACAUUAACAUUUCACGUCUGCUGUGUGUCACAAUGACCUCUGGUCAGGUGGUAUCAAAGGCUCGAGGCUGCGUCUAACGCAAGACACCCAAAAGAGGUGGCGAGGAAAGUGAUGAAAUUAUUUUCUAAGCGUAAUAGAAAAAAAGAAAUCAAAUCGGUAUCUCAAGUUGAAAUGAUAGACGCAGAAUGUGUCAAAGAGGAAGAGACAAAGUUCUCACGACACAAGCACCAAGCUCAAAGUUCUCAAUACACGGGGACAAGUUCAUACCUCACAACAACCACACGAGCCCUCACCAGAAAUGGAAACAAACAUAUUUUCCAGUCUAAUUCACAUGCAUUGACCAUAAGGCAGCUCUUUAUUGCUACUGUAAUAUUUAAUGUAUUUUAUCAGUUUGUAAACUAGUUCAGGAGAUGCCUAAAGGCUUGUAUCAUUUGAAUUAUCAGUCUUGUUAUGUAUGCAUGUUUCCGUUUAUGCCAAGUUAUAGCGGUAUAUGUUAUUAUAAUAUUAUUCUUUGCAUUUCUCCUGUACGACUUUGUUUAAUUUUACUUGUAGGAUGGGAAAAGUAGUGUCUGCGGAGGAGGCGGUUCUCUACUCAAAGGAGGCGACCAAGUGUUUGUUGUCGGGUCACGUUGACAAAAGGACUGAUGAAAAGGGAAAGUGGCGUCGGCGGUGAUCUCUGAUGAGCGCUGCCUCCACGUUUGGAAGCAGCGAUGUGGGGCUACUUGUGAUUAUGAUGCCAGGCUCACGCUCAUUAAAGGCCAUCGUCGCUUUGUUUAAGGCCAUGAAAUUGAUGCUGUAUUAUAAGAACAUUUUUUAACACCUAAGCUCGUUGUUCCAGUGUCAAGGCUAACAAACAGGUCUGAAAUAUGAAGACUUGGGUGCAGCAGGUCCCUCCAUGUGCUCUGAUGUGGGAGGCGGGAGUGUAACGUAAUGUAAUGUAAUGAGGGUAAAGCUUUGUGUUAAUGCUGAUCGAUGGGCUCAAUGUGCAGGUAGCAUGUGGCUUUUUCUUGACAGUAGAAAAAAAGUGAGGUUUAAAACAAAACAAGUGACACAAUAAAAAGUGACCGAGGUAGAGACCCAUCAGCAAUGUGCUCAUUGCUGCUGGCUGGGUAGAAAGUGCAGAAAAGACUUAUCUGAUAUCACUAUCUGUAGGUGUCCCUGGGGUCAUGUUGACCACUACUGUAGUGAUACACUGACCAUGCUCAAAAACAUCCAACCCAUCCCCCGGAAUGUGAAAUCAGGCACCAGUAUGUGACCAGGCCAGUAAGGGCAUUAAGAUCAAAUGGGUUAUCCAUAAACCACAAGCCCUGUCUGCACCGAGAACAACAAUGCGAUAGCUUUGGUGGAUUCAAUUAAAUAUCAACCCAAGACCAGUUCAUCUGUUUCCAUCUCCUGAGAGGGCGCGGGGGGGGGCCUGGAGUCCUUCGCAGACGAGGUCCACCUUGGACUGGUUGACGUGGGAGGAAGUGUUAAAGACCUGGCCGGGAAAUGUCUAAUUCAUAGCAGCUGUUGGUGACACGUCUUACGUUGAACUUGCAGUGCUCUUCCCCUGCCUGAUGCAGAAGUACAGCGUGUUGCACUCUUUUCCCUCGUAGGAGGAGGAGCUCACAUGAAGUGGUCAGUUAAUGGCGUGUGAUCAUGUUGCCCUGUGGUGCCUUAGCAAAUCAAUUGGGUUUCAAUAUAGUUCUGUUAACGUUAACAAAUCCCACGAAAAGACAAACUAACUGUGUAUCCCCCCCCCCCCAUAGCCCAAGCUCACUGAACACAACGGAAGACGUAACUUCAUUUCUGACAACAACAAAAAUCAGAAAUUAUUUUUAAACUGACAUUUCUAAUAGAAGUUUGGCAGUGUAGGUUUCAGCAGAAGUUGCUGAAAGGUGGUAAAUGGUGUGUGUGUGUGUGUGUGUGUGUGUGUGUGUGUGUGUGUUGGAUUUCCAGCUGUGCAUUAAUACACUUUUGGUGUAGUAGUGAGUCUUUUGUACCACUAUAUGAGAACUAUAGGAAAGAAGUAAGAUACAUUCAUUCAGUUUUUUUUGCGUUUUCAUGGGUUGUUCACAAUAAGAAACAUGUAUUCUUUGACCAGACUUGUCCUUAAUUUGGAGUCGACAUUCUUAUCAGAAGAAAUAGCCCCUAAGUGGUAAUAAUGUCAUUGAACUCUGAUUGUACAACGUUUGCGUUAAUUGGGAUUAAUGCAAAGCAAGCAGCACAGACGCAGUGUGUCUGAUGACCAAAUCAGUCUCACAAAAGGUGAACACGUGUCUCAAACACGGGCGGAAUUCAGAUUGUUUCCUUCAGUCAGUCUUAUUUACACCACAAAUAAAGAACUCAUUUUGUGCCACAUCAGUUUAUUUGUAGGCAAAUAAUUUAUUGUGCCUUUUGGAUACAUUUAGGUUUUGAAACUAGAAAUAUUUUGCCAAAAGCAUAUAUAUAUAUAUAAAAAUGAUCCAAAUUCAUAUUUGGGCACAGCCAGUAGUACCGAGGUGUAUUUAUUUAUUGUGUCAUCCCACUUCAGUAUGUUUUUCAUACAUCUGUUUCAUUCAGUCUUCGGGACACAGAAACCACAAUAAACCAACUUUAUGAACCAGCUCUGUAUUUUUGUAAUUGCUAUUUUAACCUAUUAAUGAGCUCAACUAGUUUCCUACUGUCAGUUUGUACAUAUUGUAGAUCAUUACUGCAGAACAUUGAAACUGACUUUUUUUUUAAAGAAAAUCUAUUUUUUAUUGAUCUUGUAAAAAAAAAAAAAAAGAAAGAAAAGAAGACAGACAAAAAACUAGAUUGUAUUUCGGCUGUGUUCUCCUCUCCUUCCAAUCUAUUUCAGAGUUGAUGGUUUUAAGUUAAAUGCAUUUUAAACAAAAGCGGGGAAGGUGUAACAUUUCCGUCCUGAUUACUUUUGCCCCUAUUUAAUUUUGUACUGAGGUUCAACAUGUAAUUGUAUGAGACCACAGUGUGACACUUGCUUUAUGUUUAUUUAUUUUUAGCAUCAUAGGCAGUAUUAUGUCACCACUUUGCCAUUGUAUUUUUUCUAAUAAAGACUGAAGUAAAUGA
Molecule: messenger RNA, 6219 nt
Organism: Pungitius pungitius (ninespine stickleback)
Lineage: Eukaryota; Metazoa; Chordata; Actinopteri; Perciformes; Gasterosteidae
Gene: znf507
Product: zinc finger protein 507
Exons: 7
Coding region: 132-3140 (1002 amino acids)
Biological process (GO): positive regulation of transcription by RNA polymerase II
Cellular component (GO): nucleus
Source: RefSeq, a predicted model, not a curated record